This is a messenger RNA of Ostertagia ostertagi, 882 nucleotides long. The record is from the annotation of a GenBank genome assembly. Lineage: Eukaryota; Metazoa; Nematoda; Chromadorea; Rhabditida; Trichostrongylidae.
GAUUUUCGACGUACUUUCACGGCGGUAUUCUCAUGGUUUGCUUUUUGUAUCGAUUCAAAAGCCUUACCGGCCCGUAUCGUACUUGGGGUGAACUCGCUCAUGUCUCUCACUUUUCAGUUUGGUAACAUCAUACGUUCACUGCCACCAGUUUCCUACAUCAAAGCAAUCGACAUCUGGAUGUUCACAUGUGUUGCUUUCAUUUUCGCAUCACUUCUUGAACUCGCAUUCGUCGCCUAUCAGGACAAAAAAUUGCUACUGAAGUCAAGUCGAUCUGGGAAUACAACGAAUGCUAUGCUGGCCUUGAUGAAGAACAUUGUGCCAUUCGUCGACGGACAAGAAGAGCCAAUUCCUGAACGAUGGAUAGAACGGCGAAGAACUGACGACGCCUUAUCUAUAAAUUCUGACAAGAUUUCUUCUGAAGCAAACUCGCUUGAACGGGAAAUCGCGGCUAGACGGCGACUGAACUAUUUGAAGAAGAAACGACGGCUCCUCGAUUUUCGGCAAUCAAGUCGAUCGGAUCUCAUUUUUUGCCUUCCCCACGGUAGUUUUCACCCUUCAGUUUCCAGUUCCAGUGAAAGUGAAAUCUUAACCACCACUAUACAAUCUCUUCUUCUUCAGUUUGGUAACAUCAUACGUUCACUGCCACCAGUUUCCUACAUCAAAGCAAUCGACAUCUGGAUGUUCACAUGUGUUGCUUUCAUUUUCGCAUCACUUCUUGAACUCGCAUUCGUCGCCUAUCAGGACAAAAAAUUGCUACUGAAGUCAAGUCGAUCUGGGAAUACAACGAAUGCUAUGCUGGCCUUGAUGAAGAACAUUGUGCCAUUCGUCGACGGACAAGAAGAGCCAAUCCCUGAACGAUGGAUAGAACGGCGAAGAACUGAC